AUGAAGAGUACUUACAGCAGCAAGGUGUUCCGUGUUACCUUCUUGACUUUGGCUGCAUCUCUAACUGUGCCCCUGCUUGGAGUAACUGUUCUACUGGAUUGUCCUAUAGACCCUCAGCCUAUAAGUUUGAAGGAACCUCCCCUCCUGACAGGUGUGCUAGAGCCCAAUAUCAAGUUACGAAAAGCUGAGCGGUUAUGGGAAAAUCAGCUGGUCGGACCAGAGUCCAUUGUCAAUAUUGGGGAUGUGCUCUUUACUGGGACAGCUGAUGGGAAGAUUAUAAAAAUAGAAGAUGGGGAAAUACAAACAGUAGCCAGAAUUGGCCAUGGUCCUUGUGGAACCCGUGAAGAUGAGCCAACGUGUGGAAGACCACUUGGCAUCAGAGUGGGGCCAAAUAACACCCUUUUUGUCGCAGAUGCUUAUUAUGGACUUUAUGAAGUUAAUCCUGGUACAGGUGAAACAAAAAUGCUUGUGUCAACUAAAACACUAAUUGAAGGUCAAAAGUUGUCAUUUGUGAAUGAUCUUACAGUGACCCGGGAUGGGAGGAAAAUCUACUUCACUGACUCCAGUAGCAAAUGGCAAAGACGAGACUAUUUAUUCUUGAUUAUGGAAGGCACAGAUGAUGGGCGCCUGCUUGAAUAUGACACAGUAACAAAAGAAGUGAAAGUCUUAAUGGUGGGGCUGAGGUUCCCCAAUGGUGUACAGCUCUCUCCGGCGGAAGACUUUGUCCUGGUGCAGGAGACAACCAUGGCUAGAAUCAGGAGGUAUUAUGUGUCUGGGCUGAUGAAAGGUGGAGCAGAUAUGUUUGUUGAGAAUAUGCCUGGUCUUCCAGAUAAUAUCAGGUUAAGCAGCUCUGGAGGAUAUUGGGUAGCUAUGUCAGCUGUCCGGCCCAAUCCUGGAUUUUCUUUGUUGGAUUUCUUGUCUGAAAAACCAUGGAUUAAAAGGAUGAUAUUUAAGUUGCUGAGUCAGGAAACCGUGACAAAGUUUGUGCCCAAAUAUAGCCUUGUUGUUGAACUUAGUGAGACAGGAUCCUACAGAAGAAGCUUUCAUGAUCCCAAUGGAGUGACGGUAGCUUAUGUUAGUGAGGCACAUGAGCACAAUGGAUAUCUUUACCUGGGCUCCUUCCGGUCUCCGUUUAUUUGCAGACUUAAUCUUCAGCAUGUUUAACUGUCCAUCCGUGAUAAAGUGCCACUGUCCUAUAAUACUCCAGAGGUACGAAGGAAGCAUGUGCUUGAGGCAGUCUGUGACCAAGGACAAAAAGUGAAAGUCUGUUAACGUGCAGUAGCACUGUUCUGUUGCCAUAGGAAAACACAUGGCUUGCUGUACCUGUCCUCUUCCUUGGUUUUACUGCUCUUGCUUUGGAGCUGGCAUACAUAAUUAUUAAAAUCUGAGGAGUAUGGUGGGGCAUCUUCAUACGGUUAUAUGCUCCUUAAAGAAAAUCCAUGCCCAGCCCUGUUUGGAGUCGUCUUAAACAGACAUCAUCUGUCACCUUUAAUGCAACUGUCUGUCUUCUUACACUGGAAGGAUUUGUGAUGUAUGGAAUUUAAUUGUGUAUGAUUUGGAUUGAAGAGGAUGUCUUGCAUGUGUUUUAUUUCUGUUUUAGAACCUCCUGUUUAGGAGUGAUUACAGUGCAUGUUCUAAUGUCAUACCAUG
Pygoscelis adeliae (Adelie penguin) is the source of this 1650-nucleotide messenger RNA. RefSeq names its product adipocyte plasma membrane associated protein (gene APMAP). Gene Ontology annotation, biological process: biosynthetic process. The record is from RefSeq and is a predicted model, not a curated record. NCBI's taxonomy places the organism in Eukaryota, Metazoa, Chordata, Aves, Sphenisciformes, Spheniscidae. The transcript has 9 exons. Bases 1 to 1164 code for a protein of 387 amino acids. Gene Ontology annotation, molecular function: strictosidine synthase activity.